Trametes versicolor FP-101664 SS1 is the source of this 1581-nucleotide messenger RNA. RefSeq lists its product as uncharacterized. The record is from RefSeq and is a predicted model, not a curated record. Bases 1 to 1581 code for a protein of 526 amino acids. The transcript has 2 exons. NCBI's taxonomy places the organism in Eukaryota, Fungi, Basidiomycota, Agaricomycetes, Polyporales, Polyporaceae.
AUGGCACGGACUGCGCGGGUGCUUCAUCAACCGGCCGUCGAAAUGAUAUGGCACAAACUCCCGUGUCUCGCGUAUCUGUUUAUGUGCUUCCCAGAGGACGCCUGGACCUUUGAAGACGAUGUGUAUCUUGAGUUCACGCGUACUCUGGCGCCGAAAGACUGGACGACAUUCCUGAAAUACGCUUCCUUCGUACGGCAGCUCGGCUCAGAACUAGGUUGUAGCUGCGACCGGGAUGUCAGCGAUUCUGCGUGGACGACCAUGUGCUCCCUUCGGCCCACCCAAAUCCUCUUCCCUCAUCUGCGCUCAAUCGAUUGGGGCGAACUGCCGCUCCUUCGCAGUGAGAAGCAUGCGCCAUCUCUGCUUACCAUCGUAGGCACGAGCCUCGUCAAAAUCGACUUGGGGGAACCCUCGCCCCGGGACGACGAUGGAGCUCUGCAGGCCAGCUUCGGUAUCAUCGCAGAGCGCUUUCCAGGGCUACGGGAGCUCCGCUGUGGCCAGUACCCUGGUCUCGGUGACCCUUGCGACACUCUUGAAAUCGUGAAUGCGUUUUCUACAAUGGCUUGCCGCUUCACAUCCUUGGUCUCCUUCACCUCCACGAUCUUCUGUGUCACCCCGGCCGCGAUCCUCAGCCUCUCGCGGCUGCAAACCCUCCGUCGUCUUUAUGUUUGCCUUCCAGACAAUAUGGCGCCGCUGUCCGAGCACCCAUCCCCACACGAUGACGCUCCCGUACUCGCGCAGCUGGAGGAGGUAGGACUGUAUCAUUCGACGAUACGGGCCUACCUCGCGUUCAGCCAGGCGGUAACACUUCCGCACACUAUGAAGCUCCUUUUGGAACUCAAUCACCACAUGCAUAGCCACCUCCUGCCCAAGGUUUUCAGCUCCCUCUCCAUGCAAUGCUCGCCGGACUGUUUAACGAUCAUCGACGUACGAGAUCCUGAAAACGGUUCCGAGAGUGAAGGACUUCUCCUCCCGGCCCACCUCCGGCCUCUCUUGGAAUUCAAACGGUUGGAGAGUUUUAGCCUCUCGUUAUCGUGCCGGUAUGCGCUUGACGACAGCUUUUGCGCUGAGAUGGCGAUGGCUUGGCCUUGCCUGAAGCACCUCGACAUCGGGUGUGCUCGCCUUGGUCGCUCACCACGUUGUCGACACGAGGCUCUACCGAGCGUCCGCGCACUUUCACCGUUCGCCGUGAACUGUCCUAAGCUGGAACACCUUGGGCUGGUUUUCAACGCCAUGCGCUGGGAGAACGAGGCUGGCUUCCAAGCGGACUACAACCGGGCGGAGAUCUAUGGCGCCCUCGCGAGCCGGGCGAGCACAUCGACGGUACUCUCGUUUUCCCCCGGCUUGUCUCCUAUAUGUGGGGUUCAGUACAUGGCAACUUUCCUCGCACGGGUCUUCCCCAGCCUAAACACAAUCGGACAUGGUCAGAUCACGAGAGUUGAUGGAGUCUGGCGGAACAUGUGGAGAGAAGUCGAGCAGCUCCUCCCUAUGUUCAAGUUAACCAGGCAAGACGAACGCCUGCGCAUGGCUCAAGAGCUCGCUGAGGGGCCGGUGGAAAUCCAGAUGGCUUCGGUCGAUGACUAG